Penicillium brasilianum is the source of this 1792-nucleotide messenger RNA. The record is from the annotation of a GenBank genome assembly. NCBI's taxonomy places the organism in Eukaryota, Fungi, Ascomycota, Eurotiomycetes, Eurotiales, Aspergillaceae.
UUGGGAGUCCAGGGACCUGACUGGAACCCCGGAUGGAUCCCCCUUUUGCCCUUCGUGAGGCUAUCAUUCAUUGUUUUCCACAAUCCACUUCUUCACCCUCACCCCCUCACUCGUUCAAUCUCUCUUUCGGCUUUCUUCCCUUUCCUAACAGAGAGAGGAAGAGGGAACAGAGAUCAAUCCAAGUGCAAACCUUCCCACCGUCCGAUGUUCCUGCGGCUCGACUUUCGAGUCUAAUCCUAUCCCGACUCUCCUCCAACGAAAUCGCCAAGCCACCGAGCACACGAGCCUCUGGGCGUUUCGACCCUGCAACGUAUCAGGGACUAGCAGACGGCUACACUGCGUCUCGCACCUGACUUGUGCUCCCUUGCACCCCCCCCCCCCCCCCCUCUUCUCUCCCUCAUAAAUAGCAUAUCCCACCGGUACUCUCGGUGGUCAACACCGUCAGCGUGUCUUCCGCCGUUCAGCAUCGCGCCGACCCGAGCUCCGCUUCGGAGCACUUCGGCAAGAUUCACUCUCACGGGUCGCGCGCCUCCCUACUUGGAGGGGCCUUGUUUGACCCUUCGUUUCGCCCAACACCCGGGUUUCGUGGUCGCGAAGGAUACGUCAAUGUGACACCCAAACAGAAGACGCGGAUCAUGUAUAUCCCCAACACUCAGUGGACGUGGUCCUUUGCCAUCGUUACCCUGGUCCAAACUCUGGUGACGCUUUCCCUUGAAUGUUACAUUUUCGCCAACUUCCAGAUCCAAGAGAAACCCAACACGAGUCCGUCGUCAAAAACCAUCCCCACCUUCCUCGCUCUCUACAGCUUCGGUUUUAUCUACGAGUUGGUCCUGGUUUAUGACGCACUGCGCAUGAAAAACACCAUUCAAGUGAUCGGUCUGUGUGCGUGCAAUUUCGGUCUUCUAAUCUACGGCGCCGUUCAAGUGCGACAGAUUCAGAAUGCCGUUUCCGUCCUGUCCGACAUGGACAAAAUUAGUCCCGUGGUCUGGGCCGAGUCCCAGCCAUUUUUGAUCAUCAUUCCGUGUAUCGUUGCGCUUGGAUCGGUCUUGAUGACCUUCGUUGCAUUGAAACUGUACGAUGAGUUCGCAUGGACCAUCUACAAGCAUAUUAGUGCGGAUCUGCGCAUGAAGCGUCGCUACCUCACCUACCAGAUCUACAUCGCUCUGCUGAAGUUUGAUUUCUUCUUUUUCCUCGGCUUUACCGUGCAAUUUUUGGUCGUGGUGUCCUCCUCCAAGCAUGACGCCGAGUUUUACCUGACCAUCAUUGCGGUUCCCGUGACUGUCGUUAUUCUGCUCUGUGGUGCCUUCUUCGUCCGGCGCGAGUUUACUGCUGGCAUGAUCACCAUUAUCUUGCUCUUAUUCGCGGCCCUGGGGUAUUUCUGCUUCAAACUCUUCCGCAUGUACGCUACGGCGACAUUCCCCCAAUACCUGCCUGCGCGUCCCUCGAUGACAUUCUUUGCCAUCAUUACCCUGAUUUUGAUUGUCAUCACGAUUAUCAUCUCUUGCAUCUGCGUGCACAAUUUCAACCGCGGCCUGAAGCCGCAUAUCAACAAGAAGAAGACCCGACCCGAGGAGAAAACUACCGAGCUCGCCGAGAACGUCAACGGCCAGGUUCCUUCGCGAAUGAUGAUUGACUAAGUCAGUCUCUUCGUCAAGAGCCGCUGGUCCUAUGUAAUAUACAUAAGAGUGUGAGCUUAAAUCACUUGUUGGCCGGCGUUGGAUCUCGGAGAUUUCAAGAAUCUCACAAUGUUCAAUAUAUCAUGGAAAUCGAGCCUGCAAACACUUCAAACGAG